AUGACCGGCAAAUAUAAAAGGUCAAUCGCUUUCAUUCACCCAGAUUUGGGUAUUGGGGGUGCCGAAAGGUUAGUUGUCGAUGCCGCACUAGGUUUACAGCAACAAGGACACAGUGUCACCAUCUAUACCAGUCAUUGUGAUAAAUCACAUUGUUUUGAAGAGAUUAAGAGUGGCCAAUUGAAAGUUGAGGUUUAUGGUGAUUUUUUGCCAACAAGCUUCCUAGGUCGUUUCUUUAUUGUUUUCGCGACAAUUCGACAACUUUAUUUAGUUAUCCAAUUAAUUCUACAAAAAAAGGUAAAUGCCUAUCAAUUAUUCAUUAUCGAUCAGCUAUCCACCUGCAUACCACUUCUGCACGUUUUUAGUUCUGCCACCUUGAUGUUUUAUUGCCAUUUCCCUGAUCAAUUAUUGGCUCAAAGAACCGGGUUAUUGAAGAAAAUGUAUAGACUUCCCUUUGACCUAAUAGAACAGUUUUCCGUGAGCGCUGCCGAUACUGUCGUGGUAAAUUCAAAUUUCACAAAAAAAACGUAUCAUCAAACGUUCAAAUUUCUAUCCAACGACCCAGACGUCAUUUACCCAUGCGUAGAUUUGUCCUCCACCGAAAUUGAGAAUAUUGACAAGAAAUUCCUCAAAACAAUACUCAAUGAAGGCGAUAGAUUUUAUUUGAGUAUAAAUCGUUUUGAAAGAAAAAAGGAUAUUGCGUUGGCUAUAAAAGCUUUUGCGCUAUCUGAAGACCAAAGUAAUGACAAUGUAAAAUUGGUUAUUUGCGGUGGUUAUGACGAGAGAGUUGCAGAAAAUGUGGCGUACUUGAAGGAACUGCAAUCCCUCGCUGAUGAAUACGAGUUAUCCCAUACAACCAUAUAUUAUCAGGAAAUAAAGCGUGUAUCCGAUUUGGAAUCAUUUAGAGCCAAUUACAGUAAAAUUAUGUUUUUGACCUCCAUUUCAUCCUCCCUCAAAGAAUUACUGUUGGAAAGGACUGAAAUGUUACUGUACACACCCGAAUAUGAGCAUUUUGGUAUUGUUCCUUUAGAAGCCAUGAAAUUGGGUAAGCCGGUUUUGGCUGUAAACAAUGGUGGUCCAUUGGAGACCAUCCAACCGUAUGUCGCCGGCGAAGAUAGAACCUCAGCCACGGGAUGGCUAAAACCUGCUGUCCCUAUCCAAUGGGCUACUGCGAUUGAUGAAAGUAGACAAGUGCUGCUGAAUGAUACUGUGAAUUUUGAGAGAAAUGGCCCAUUGAGAGUUAAAAAAUUCUUUUCCAGGGAGGCAAUGACUCAGUCAUUCGAAGAUAACAUUGAAAAAGUUUUAUGGAAAGAAAAAAAGUACUACCCUUGGGAAAUGUUUGGAGUUUCGCUCUUUAACUUCUUUUUGCAUAUGUCAUUCAUAAGAAUUCUACCGAAUAAUCCAUGGCCGUUCCUAGUUAUGGCUACCAUCAUGGUUGUGUGCUUCAGAAACUACUUAUGGGGUAUUUAUUGGGGAUUUAUAUUCGCCCUAUCCUACCCUUAUGAGCAAGUGUAG
This is a messenger RNA of Saccharomyces kudriavzevii IFO 1802, 1512 nucleotides long. It is a transcript of the gene ALG2, whose product is annotated as GDP-Man:Man(1)GlcNAc(2)-PP-dolichol alpha-1,3-mannosyltransferase. Lineage: Eukaryota; Fungi; Ascomycota; Saccharomycetes; Saccharomycetales; Saccharomycetaceae. The transcript has a single exon. Gene Ontology annotation, molecular function: alpha-1,3-mannosyltransferase activity; GDP-Man:Man(1)GlcNAc(2)-PP-Dol alpha-1,3-mannosyltransferase activity. The coding region runs from base 1 to 1512 and encodes 503 amino acids. The record is from RefSeq and is a predicted model, not a curated record.